Messenger RNA from Thlaspi arvense, 2520 nucleotides. The record is from the annotation of a GenBank genome assembly. NCBI's taxonomy places the organism in Eukaryota, Viridiplantae, Streptophyta, Magnoliopsida, Brassicales, Brassicaceae.
AUGGCUUCCUCCAUUGUUGGAUUGAACCAUCUCUCGAAAGCACUCAUCGAGGCUGGAAAUAGUCUUCUUGGCCCUCAUUCUUCCACUGACGAGCUUCUUACCCUUCUCGAUAAAACUGAGACUCUGCUCAGAAAUGUGGACCAAGAUCAACCGCUGUCAAUGCAAAAUGCCCUAAUUCCCUCGAAGAAUGCUUUGGUAUCACUUGACCUCUUGAGCCAUCCCGAUUCCGAUGUUAGGGUUUCGGUUGUGUCCUGCUUAACCGAAAUUUUGAGGAUAACUGCCCCAGAAGCCCCUUACAGUGAUGACCUAAUGAAGGAAGUCUUCCGGUUGACUAUAGAAGCCUUUGAGAAAUUAGCUGAUACAUCCUCUCGCAGCUAUUCGAAAGCUGAGUCUGUUCUUGAUAGUGUAUCAAAGGUCAAAUCAUGCUUGGUCAUGUUGGACUUGGAGUGCGAUGACCUCAUUCUACAAAUGUUUCGGAUGUUCUUGCAAAUCAUAAGAUCUGAUCAUCCACAAGCGGUGUUUUCGUCAAUGGAAAUGAUAAUGAUUACGAUAUUAGAUGAAACCGAAGAAGUGUCCACGGAUUUGCUCGAUACUCUAUUAGCUAGUGUCAAAAUGGAAAAGCAGAAUGUUUCACCAAUGUCUUGGGGUCUUGCGGAGAAGGUUCUUAGUAGAUGUGCCCGUAAACUUAAACCAUACAUCAUCGAAGCCUUGAAGUCUACAAGGACCAGCUUGGAUAUGUUUUCUCCAGUGGUUUCGUCCAUAUGUCAUACUGUUUUCGCCCCUCCUAAAGUCCACAAUGUAGUUAGCACCAAAGAAAAUGAGGCAACUGAAACGAAGUUGCGUAGACAAAUAGCCCCAAGUGAUUCAUCAAAGGACAAAUUGGGUCUGGGGCAUCCUCGCAAGGAGAUUCGUUCUAAAAGUAGUUCCAAGAGACCUGCGAGAGAUGGAACUCAACGAAUCAAUGUGACUGAAAAAGCAAGAAACGGAAACAAUCCUGAUUUUCUGAAACAGAGCCUGAAGCAAGUGCGGUCUGGAAGUGCGGAUGCAGAAACAGAUUUAGGAGUUACAGGGAAGAGAGGACGAAAGCCCAAUUCUUUGAUGAAUCCCGAGGAAGGUUAUGACAUUUCUUGGAUUUCGGGGAGAAGAGAUUUUUUAAAGACAUCUUCAGACCAAAAGUUCCGGAAAAAAGGAGAAUCAUCACUUGGAAAGGUGGCUGCCAGGAAAACUUCCCCAUCCACUAGUAGGGCUCUGUCAGUUAAACGAAGCCGGGUUAAGAUAGACGAGAGUGAUCUUGAUUCAGAUUCUCUUUCUUCACCGAGAUUGAAGAAAUUGGAAUCAUGCUUCCGGGAUGAGGAGCUUCUUGAGAAAGAAUCAAACCAGGAGAGCUAUGACUAUGAAAUAGCAGAAGAUGACAGAAACAUUGGGAAUUCAAGCAAGAAGACAAGGUCCCAGAAUGGUGUAGAGAAAAGUCAGAGAACAGCGAAGAGGAAGCCAGUUGUAGAACCUAAGACUGUGAACUCCAGCGGAAUAAGAUCAUCAGCUCGCUCAGUUGCUAAGAAAAAGAACUUUGAUGGUGCUUCUCCGGGUACUCCUGUUCCACGAUCAUCAAAGAGAAAGAAGGUUUCUCAAGUUGCAGCUGGACCAUUGGCAGAAGAAUCUGAAGAAACUUCAAAGAGCCAUCCGACGAGGAGACGGACAGCAAGAAAAGAAGUGGAGUCUGAUACGAAUGGCUUUGGCGAGGAUUUGGUCGGUAAGAGAGUUAAUAUCUGGUGGCCGCUCGACAAGACUUUUUACGAAGGCGUCGUAGAGUCUUAUUGUAGUCGUAAGAAGAUGCAUCGGGUAGUAUAUUCUGAUGGAGAUUCAGAAGAGCUUAAUCUCGUUAAAGAACGUUGGGAGUUACUCGAGGAUCUCACUUCUGCCAGUGAGCAGGAGGAUAUGGAGAUUGAUCUGCCAGAGUCCAUUCCAUUAUCUGACAUAAUACAGAGGCAGAUAGUCAAGAAGAGCAAAAACGUGGCGGUGUCUGUGGAACCGACUAGUUCCUCAGCUACAAGAUCGUCCAGUCGAACAGCUAUGAAGAAUGAUUCUGGCAAAAAGGCGAAAAGAGGCAAAGGUGGAUCGAAGGGUGCUGUUGUAGGCGAAGAAAUAGAAGGAAAGAAUCUGAAAUCCUUGAAAGAGUUGAAUGAUCAAACUGACAGAACAGAAGAGCAGGAAGUGAGUCGAGAUGUGGACCAUGAAAGCGAAGAUGAUUACAGUGAGAAGCAAGAACAAUCCGAAAACAAAAGUGAAGAGAGCCUGAAAUUGGCUGAUACAGAAGCUGAAACUAAGGAAGAAGAGAAACAAUCUCCAAAUUCAGAGGCUGAGAGUGAGAGAGAUGGCUCAGAGUCGGAAGAAGAGCCGAAGUGGAGAGAAACAGAGGAUAUUGAGGACGAAGCAGAAGAGAGUGAAAAGGUUGAUGAGAAAGUGACAAGCACAAGUUUUUCUGAGGUUGAGAAAGAAGAAGAUGAAGAGAGUGGCUCAUGA